AUGGCACCACCAGCAAUCGCCCGACGCAGGGCUCAUAUCCGCAUCCCGCUACGCAUUCCGCCGUUGAACUCACGACCCCCUACGGCCAUGAAUGAUAUGGAAUCGACCUUGGCAGAAGAAUCAAGCGCCAUUCUAACAACGGCCACUUCGCCCUGGUUUGUAGACCUCGUUUGCAAAGAAUGCAAUGAUGAAGCAGCAUUCCUUUUUCUGGAUGCGUUGCCCGGCGGAACUAUGACGCUGUGUUCUCCUACAGAGACGCUGAUGUGCUGCGGGAUCGACCUCUCUGGCACUCUCCGCCUCUUCUUUAUGAGGCAUCACGGCCUCGCAGAAGCAGAAGUUACCAGGCUAACCCUGCUGCUGCAGUUUUGUUGUUAUAGUGUGUUAUUUUUGUUGGGAUUUCUUUAUAUUAUUCAUAGCUAA
Pieris macdunnoughi is the source of this 420-nucleotide messenger RNA. The record is from the annotation of a GenBank genome assembly. Lineage: Eukaryota; Metazoa; Arthropoda; Insecta; Lepidoptera; Pieridae.